Messenger RNA from Symbiodinium natans, 693 nucleotides. The record is from the annotation of a GenBank genome assembly. NCBI's taxonomy places the organism in Eukaryota, Dinophyceae, Suessiales, Symbiodiniaceae.
AUGGCACUGGACCUCUGCAGGCGGGAGUUCCUCUUCCAGGCAGCAGCCAGGAGUGACCAGCUUUCCAAGCAGCGCUUGCAAGAGGAGGAGCUGAGCUCACUCCGUGAUCAGCUGCAGCUUGUGGCAGAAGCAGCUGCCUCCGCAUGCUCUCAGAGGAUCCAAGAAGACCAGCGCUGCCUACGCGAGCUUGCCAGCACGCGAUCGACCCUGCUGCGCUUGGCCGCGGACCUCCACGCCGUGCGGGCGCAGAACGCCGAGCUUGCCGUCUCUGCUGGCCAUGCCUCGCGACACCGCAAGGAGCACGUGGAACUGCGUGGGGAGGUGGACCGACUCCGUCGAGCCGUGGCGGAGGCCACGGCGAGCCGUGAUAGGCUGCAGGAGCAGGUGGUGGAGCUGGAGGAGAAGGCCGCCUCUCGGAACCGAUUGGCACUUGCCUACGAGGAGGGAGCCCAGGAUCUCCGGACCGAAUUGAGACACGCCCUGCGCCAUCUGCAGGAGGGGGAGGAAGAGCAUGCGCUUGUGGAGGAGUCCUGGGGUGCCAGCUCCAGCGGCAGGUCCGAGGUGUGGGAGCCGCUCCAAGAAGGUGCGCCCAUGGAUGGACUCUGGAGGCGCCGCGUGACCUCCUCCUCAUCCUCGCGGCCGAGGCGCUUGGGCUCGGCUGCACCUGGGGAUGCCACCUGGCGGUUCAAGUGA